This is a messenger RNA of Cladophialophora psammophila CBS 110553, 2244 nucleotides long. RefSeq lists its product as uncharacterized. Gene Ontology annotation, biological process: DNA-templated transcription; positive regulation of transcription from RNA polymerase II promoter by galactose. Gene Ontology annotation, cellular component: nucleus. The coding region runs from base 1 to 2244 and encodes 747 amino acids. Gene Ontology annotation, molecular function: zinc ion binding; DNA-binding transcription factor activity, RNA polymerase II-specific; RNA polymerase II cis-regulatory region sequence-specific DNA binding. NCBI's taxonomy places the organism in Eukaryota, Fungi, Ascomycota, Eurotiomycetes, Chaetothyriales, Herpotrichiellaceae. The transcript has 9 exons. The record is from RefSeq and is a predicted model, not a curated record.
AUGAAUUCCAGGACUGCGUCGGAGCUUGCGACAAGCCCUGGCAACCAUUCCCCCCCUUCUGCCAUCCGUCCUAUACCUCACACGACUGCGCGCUCCAAAGUCGUCAAACGCAGCCGAAUAGCGCUCGCCUGCACACGCUGCCGGAACCGCAAGUCUCGGUGCGACGGCGAGCGGCCGAGGUGCCGCUCGUGUGCUCAACUUCAUCUCCAUUGCGAAUACCUGCAACCGGCUCAGCCGAACGAUGGAAAUCAACGCUUCCAGAGGAGGGCACAACUACUUGCAAAGGUCCAUGAGCUGGAAUCCAGGCUCGGCGCCGGUCAGCCAGAGUUUCCUUCAAGGCCACUGCUUGGAUACUCGGUGGGGCCAGGGCCAGAUGCCGAUGAUUCCCCCACGGCGUCAUCACCAAUGCCUUCUAUUCACGCCCAUACUUCGGCGCAGCCCAGGAUAUCCGACAGCAUGGACUCAGAUCAAGAAGCUGCCGUCGAUUUGCUGGCGACUCUGACAUUCAACCAGGAGUCCGAAUCGAAUAUUGGACACUUUGGUCCUUCUUCCAACCAUGCCCUCUUUCGCACUAUAUCGGAUGCUUUUGCUCGCAUUGUCAGCAUUGCCUCGUCUCAACGACAGAAUGUAAAGUCCAGGGAGCAUAGGCCAUCUUCCAGCCGACUGCAAGCGAGGCCAACACAACAAUCGGCGAGGCAGAUUAAUCCUAAAGACAUCACCGCGACGGCAAUGCCGCCCGAGUCCGAAUCAUUGGUCUUGAUCGACCACUUCUUCAUCUCGGCAGGAGAAUUUUUACCAUUCGUGAGCCAUUCAACCUUGGUGUCUCACUGUAACAGCUUGAGAAAUAGCAAGUCUCAGCCACAUGUCGGUGCCAAACUGGCUCUGCUGAAUGCUGUAUUUGCGUUGUCAUCGGCAUCCCUAGGUGAGGGCAACUCCGACGCCUUUAUAUGUCGUGCCCUUGCAUGCUUAACUGAGCGUCAACUUAGAGGAGCAAGUAUCGAGCUAGUCCAAGCUCUGCUGUUGAUCGCCACUUAUCAGCAAAACCAUCAGUUAUCCAUCACCAGCUGGACAUAUCACGCUCUUGCGGUUAAGACAGCCUUUCAGCUUGGGUUGCAUUCCCCGCUCGGAUACAAAGAAUAUGGUCUGCAAGAAAGCGAACUGAGGAAGAGGUUGUGGUACAGCUUGAUCAAUCAGGACAGAGUACUGAGUCUGUCGCUGGGUCGGCCUUGCCUCAUCCCAAGGCAAUACAUCCGCACUCAAAAUACUCUUGACCCGCGCACAAUCCCGCGUGCCAUCCCCGUCAUAGCUCCCAAUCAUGGUGAUAGUGUCAUCUACCAUCAUCAUCACACUUCAGUGUGCGAAAUCUUUGAAUCGGUCAUCCAUCGUCUGUAUAACGACAAUAUUGACUCCGACAAGCCCGUCCGAAUCCAAGAUCUCAUCACCCAAAGGCUUCCUCUCCAAUGGGAGCUGGAAACAUGGCGUCAAUCGCUAGACCCCUCUUAUCGGAUCAUUUCGACACUUGGCUUCGAUCGAGGUUCACUCUCGUUUCCACCGGGUACCCUUCGGUUUCAGCUCGUUCUUUCUGCUCACUAUUAUCGUGCCCUGAUGCUUAUAAAUACCCCUGUACUUACCUGGGCCCUGAGCGAGACAGUUGACACACAGAAGUUGAAAAUUGACUCGGGCCUGAUGUCAGAACAUAUUGUGCCAAUCGUCAGCCAUGGCUUCAAAGCUGUUCGGGAGCUUCAUCAGAUCAUCCAGACUAUGAGCACCUACGAUGAGCGGUUCCUUGAUCAGACGGUUGCUUGGUGGACGUGUAGCUAUACCAUGCUCACGGUUAACUUGAACCUUUUUUGUAUUCUUCUGCUCUAUCACCAACAUGGCGACAUUAUAUCCUCCGUCGGGAUCUCUUUGGCCGAGGUUCGCGAACAGCUUAAUGAAGGGAUACGAACCAUGAAAUAUAUUCAACGGACAAGCAUCAUGGCUCGCAAAGCUCGGCAGUGCCUUGUUGAGUUUUUGGAGGCGUUUGACUCUCUCGUGUCUCAACAACACGCCACACCAGACAGCCUGAUGGAUCAUUCCGCGGCGGAGAUCACAUUGAUUCCCGCAGAAUCAACUUUCGACUAUGAACCAAACAACUAUACGCAAAGCAUAACUCAGGUUGCAAACGACUUCCUUUGGCAGUACAGCCAAAGCAACUUUCUUGGCGACAAUCAAGGGAUUUUCUGUGGCGAAGAAGUUACGUGA